AUGAGCGGCUCUGAAUUUCUUGACACAAUCUUUCCGACGAACAGCCUAUCAGCUGGCGUGUUCUUCUGUGGAAUAUGUAGCAAGCCCUUCAGCCAAGAAAACAGAAGUCAAGGGCCGACAGCCAGCACAGAGGCCCUUAGCGCACAAGUUUGGGCGCCGAGUCUUCUGGGCUUGGAUCCAGCUAAUCCUGAGUCUACUUUCAUAUCAGAGGCUUCGACUUUUGAUCAUCAAGUACAAUGGGAUGCAUUCUCGCAAAUAGUUGAGCUGCCGGAUGAAGUCGCUUUUGGCCACUUCCCUCUGGCGGAACCUGGACUUGGUCACAUAACCGAGGACCUGAUGGUCGGUGACACCGAUUUGUCUCCAUCACCAGAACCAUACCGGCAGAUACUGCCACAUUCGAUGAAUUUUGGCAGGCCCGUGAUAUCAAACACAUCUGGGAUCGUCUUUCCACUUCAAUUCAUCAAGGAACCAAAGCCGGCGGCGAAUAGCAGUGCGAACAUGAUCAAACAGGCACUGCGCUCAUAUCCCGAAAUGAUGCUGCGAAGGUCAACAUUCCCUCCCUUCAUACACCAAUAUCAGGACAAGAGCCAUCUUCCCGAGCCACUAGCAAACUGUAUGGGCAUUGCGAUUCUGUUCGUAUCUCGAAACCCAGACACUAGUUCGUUCUUAUGGCAAUCAAUUCGAAAAGAGCAGGACAGAAACCUCAGCGAAGUUGGAAUAGUGCACUCCACCCUGCCAGAUGACUUGAGAAUGCUGACUUCUCUCAACAGAUGGUUAGAUAUAGCAGAAGAGAUAUCUUCGCAUCAAUACAAGCAGAGCUGA
Messenger RNA from Colletotrichum paranaense, 822 nucleotides. RefSeq lists its product as uncharacterized. The record is from RefSeq and is a predicted model, not a curated record. The transcript is spliced from 2 exons. The coding region runs from base 1 to 822 and encodes 273 amino acids. NCBI's taxonomy places the organism in Eukaryota, Fungi, Ascomycota, Sordariomycetes, Glomerellales, Glomerellaceae.